This is a messenger RNA of Carica papaya (papaya), 1900 nucleotides long. The record is from RefSeq and is a predicted model, not a curated record. NCBI's taxonomy places the organism in Eukaryota, Viridiplantae, Streptophyta, Magnoliopsida, Brassicales, Caricaceae.
CUCUCCUCCAAAUUCGCAUGGUACAUGUCACUCACUUCUCUUUCCUUUUAGAGCCAACUGGCCACCUUUAAUCAUCUACAAAACCCUAAUUUUUUUUUUUUUUUUUCAUUUUUACUCUCACAACCGACUUCAAAUCAAAUUCGCCCCAAUAUUUUCCAUGUUAUUGCGUUUUGUCCGUCUGCCUGAGAAGCCUCUCAAUAUAAGAGAAGUUUCUCACCGACCAGUCUCUUGAAAAAAUCCCCCCGUCUCACCUUUUCUUAGGGCAAAAAUCCUGGUCUACGGAUUAAAGCUGCUAAUUGCGAUUUGGGUUUCCGUGUUUCAGCGUUUACAGCACUCUCCUUCCCUCUCCGAUAAAAAGGGUGAAAGGAGUUUGGAGUUUAAGUUUAGAUAAUUUAAGUCCCGCGAAACCCUCAUCCCCUUGAUUCUGGGCCCUCUUUGUUGAUGAAGGAAGAGAUCAUUAGUUUUCGCAAUUUUCUCCAUGGACCCAAAUCCCGUGAUAUUCGAUAUCAGCUCAGAUGAAGAACCCGCGCGGGAUGAUCCCAAGGUAGAUUACACCGACUGGUUAUCAGAGAUUCUUUACGAGGUCGAGAAGGAGCUGGAAGUCUCUGAUGAGGUCGUGGUGGUAGGUGAGGUCAACCCCACCAAGCAGCAGAAGUUAAAGUCAUCCAAACGAACGGUAGACAAUGUUGCCGUCGUUUGUGAUGAUGGUGACGAUGAUUGUGUAGUUUUGGAUGGCGACCCUGAUAAGCAGGUAGCGGUCAUCAAUGACAUCACAGACGACUCUAAUGAGUUGCUUAUCGUUGGGCAAAAGGGGCAGAUUGCAUGCAGAGACUACCCUCAUCCUCGGCAUGAUUGUGCUAAAUUUCCUUUCAGUUCUACACCUCAUGAAAGGCAUUGUAACAUGUGCCACUGUUAUGUCUGUGACUGUCUUGCACCAUGUGUACAUUGGGGCACCGGUUCAUCCAGCGUUGAUCAUUGUAAUGCUACUGAUAAGGAGCGGCUAUGGAAAAUUCAGCGGGAGAACUUCCGGCUUUUGAAAAGUAGUGCCUUGCCAGUUCCAAAAGUAUCUGAUUCAUUGGUUUCUGUGGCACCACAAGUUAACCAAGAUACUGCUCGCAACAUUGUGCGGUUGAUGCCAGAAUCCACAGCACAUAAUCAGGUCUCAAGGCCGAGCACUGUUCGUGCUUGCUCGUCCUCUACUAGGGUUCGCAACUCAAACAACCGAGACCAGGUUAGAAGCAGACAAGUAGGAUUUGUUAUGAAUAAAAAUGGAUUCCAGCAACGCCCUGUUCCACAGCACUUGCUUGGGGUACAUAAUAAUGCCAUCCAAAAGGAUAGACAUCUUAAUUAUCGGAGCCUUAUGGUCUCUUCCAAUAAAACACCUCGAAGGUCUGUAGCUGUUGGAGAUACAGUCAUGCAGGAUGUUUGUUCCACAAUCAAUUUGGAGACUCAUACCAAUCAGUCCUCCUUGCCCAGUCUAGGUAGCUUCACAACAUCAACGCCUUCCCAGCCCCAAGAAUAUUGUCAGCCUAUUACAUUAUCUGAUAAUGACCCAAAUAUUAAUUGUUUGAGGAAUCAAAAUCAAGAUAUUCCUCAUCAGAGUAUUUUAGAUUAUGAAUUUGAUUUUGAUAUGCCAAACCACUCUAGUCAAAUCUAUGAACAACCUCCUGCGGAGAACUUCCACCCGCAAAACACUGGUCCAACAAAUGAACUUUUAGUUGAAUUUGAAGACUGGCUACUUGAUAAUAAUUCAGUUCCAUUGGUUACAGAUAGUUCUGGAUCUGAUCCAGUCACAUUUGAUGCAGCUAAUUAUCAUCUUGUGCUUUCUUCCAAAGAAGUUCAGCUGGGUGUGUCUGCUCGCCCUUCACCUAAAAAGUGUGAGAUAAUGGCUGUUUUGUAG